Messenger RNA from Sporothrix brasiliensis 5110, 2163 nucleotides. RefSeq names its product metallopeptidase MepB. Gene Ontology annotation, cellular component: mitochondrial intermembrane space. The coding region runs from base 1 to 2163 and encodes 720 amino acids. Gene Ontology annotation, biological process: proteolysis; peptide metabolic process. Gene Ontology annotation, molecular function: metalloendopeptidase activity. The record is from RefSeq and is a predicted model, not a curated record. NCBI's taxonomy places the organism in Eukaryota, Fungi, Ascomycota, Sordariomycetes, Ophiostomatales, Ophiostomataceae. The transcript has a single exon.
AUGGCUGACAAGUACAAGAACCCGCCCCAGGCCCCGCCUACCUUCACGGGAACCAAGGACAGCAUUCUGGCCGACGCCAAGGCCAUCUGCGAUCGCACCCGUGCCAUGCUCGACAAGGUCGUUGCUGACGUGCCGCCUGUGGCCGACGGCAGCAAGACCACCUUCGACGCGGUUUUUGGUCCCCAGGUUGAAGACGAGAACGACGUCUCUCUCUCUGCCCACAUUCUCGGGUUCUACCAGUAUGUGUCCGCAGACAGUGAGCUGCGUGACGCCAGCACAGAGGCUACGCGCCUGAUGGACGAGUUUGGCAUCGAGUGCAACAUGCGCGAGGACGUCUUCAAGGUCGUCGACGCCACUGUGCAGACCUACGGCGGUAUAGAUGCCCUUGAGGCGACCGGUGGCAAGGUGGGAGGUGCGGUCACGCCGCUCAACCCGGAGAGCGCUCGCCUUCUUGUCCGUGAGCACAAGGGCUACAUCAAGAAUGGCCUGGGUCUCCCUGCGGGCCCCGAGCGCGACCGCUUCAAGGAAAUCAAGAAGCGCCUGAGCCAGAUCCAAAUCAAUUUCCAGAAGAACCUCAACGAGGAGAACGGCGGUAUUUGGUUUACACGUGAGGAGCUCGACGGCGUGCCGGCCGACUUGAUUGACGGCCUCGACAAAGGUGAGGAGGGAAGCGACAACGCCGGCAAGGUCCGCCUGUCGUUCAAGUACCCCGACUUGUUCCCUGCUCUCAAGUUUGCAAAGAACCCGGACACCCGCCGGCGUAUUUUUAUCGACAACGAAAACAAGUGCAACGGCAACGCUGCACUGUUCCGCGAAGCCGUGCUGCUGCGCGACGAGGCCGCCCGCAUGCUCGGCUACCCGAACCAUGCGGCCCUGCGCCUCGAGGACAAGAUGGCCAAGGACGUCAAGACGGUUGAUGACUUCCUGGGCGAUCUGCGCAACCGCCUGGCUGCUGGCGGUGUCAAGGAGAUUGACCACCUGCUUGCUCUCAAGAAAGCUGACACGACUGAGCUGGGUCUGCCAUUUGAUGGCAACUACUACCUCUGGGACCAUCGCUACUACGACCGCCUCAUGAUCGAGAAAGAGUUCAGCAUUGACGAAAACGAGAUCGCCGAGUACUUCCCGCUGCGUGCGACCGUUGCCGGUAUGCUCAAGAUCUUCGAGGAGCUGUUCGGCUUCGUUUUUGUCGAGCUCGGUCCCGAAGAGCGCGCCCGGAUCAGUCCUACCGGCCGCGCGGAGGACAUUGUGUGGCACGAGGACGUCAUUAUCUUCAGCGUCUGGGACGACAAGUCGGAGGGCGAGGGCUUUGUCGGUUAUCUGUAUCUGGAUCUGCACCCGCGCCAGGGCAAGUAUGGCCACGCCGCCAACUUCAACAUGCAACCCGGCUUCAAGCAGACCAACGGCACCCGCCGGUACCCAGCCACGGCGCUUGUGUGCAACUUCAGCAAGCCGACGCCCACGAAGCCGUCGCUGCUCAAGCACGACGAAGUUGUCACACUGUUCCACGAGCUGGGCCACGGCAUCCACGAUCUGGCCGGCCGCACGGAGUUCUCGCGCUUCCAUGGCACGUCAACCGUGCGUGACUUUGUCGAGGCGCCGAGCCAGAUGCUCGAGAACUGGUGCUGGAGCCCGCCGCAGAUUAAGGCUCUUAGCAGCCACUACGAGUCGGGUAAGCCUAUCCCGGACGCUCUCGUUGAGAAGCUUGUGGCGACCAAGCAUGUCAACGACGCCCUUUUCAACCUGCGCCAGCUGCACUUUGGCAUCUUCGACAUGAUGAUGCACGCACCCGAGUCGCAUGCGGCCCUCGAGGCCCUCGAGAUUAGCAGCGUGUAUAACGACUUGCGCGCCCAGAUUUCAGGCAUCAAAGGGCCCGAGGCCCAGGGCGAGCCGAGCACCUGGGGCAACGGCCAGGCAUGCUUUGGCCACCUGAUCGGCGGCUACGACGCGGGCUACUACGGCUACCUGUACUCCCAGGUGUACUCGACGGACAUGUUCUAUACAGUGUUCAAGGCCAACCCGAUGAACGGCACCGAGGGUCGGCGGUACCGGCACACCGUGCUGGAGCGGGGUGGGUCGCAAGACGAGAUGAAGACGCUGGAGCAGUUCUUGGGCCGCAAGCCUAACGGCGACGCCUUUUAUAAGGACUUGGGUAUUACAGCAUGA